UUUGAGGGCCCAAGAGGUCAGUGCGUAGUGAAGAUGAGUUUGGUUGGAGGGUAUUCGAUGCCACAGACGUACGGCCACGCCGCCAUGGGCACAGCUGCCCCGUCUCACGACGCGAUCUACUCCCAGUAUUACUCUCACCCCAGCCCCCCGGGGCAAGCUCUGUAUUCCGGGUGGGGUUACGCGCCCCCGGGCUUUCCGCAGAGGUACUCCCCCGAGGUGGCAGUGGCGUGUCAAGACUACGGCGUCUCGGGGGGCUUCGUGGUCGGCCCAGGAUCGCCUCACGACCUCGGGUCAGACUACACGAUAGAAAUGGUCGACGGCUGCGGGAGGGUCGUGAAACGGAGGUCGUCCGCCAACAAGAAGGAGCGUCGGCGGACGCAGAGCAUCAACAACGCCUUCGCGGAGCUGCGGGAGUGCAUCCCCAACGUCCCCGCAGACACCAAACUCUCCAAGAUCAAGACGCUGCGCCUGGCCACCUCCUACAUCGCCUACCUCAUGGAGGUCCUCCACAGCGAGGACCCUCAGCAGCAGCAGCAGCAGCAGCCGCCUCAGCCCUUCAGGGCGGAUCUUCAGCCCGCCUCCACUGGGAACAGAACGCCCACGCAAGUUCACGUCCACGACAAAAAGUUUUCUCCCAGCUCCAACACAAGCCCUGAAUGCAAGAGAGGUCGCACAGGCUGGCCCCAAGAAGUUUGGGCCCAGGAGCUGAAAAAGUAAACAAAAGACUGACGUUCAUCGCCGUCUUCUUCCACUUCUUCUUCACUUUGCUGUGUUGAUGUAGGUCUGGUCUCUUUCCGAGACCCGUGUAUAUAGCAGAUGAAUUGGGAGUAUUUCCAUAACCCUGGCCUCCCAUUUCUGUCGUGUUCAGACAUCAACGCUAUGAAUAUUCGUCGAAUGAAAAAUUGUUUUUUGGCAUGUUACCAAUAGACAGCGGAGGUAAAAAAAAUAUAUAUAGAAAAAAUUAAAAAAUCACUACAAACAAUCAUUAUCUGCAACUGUAGAUGGUGUUAGCAAGGCAAGUUCCUUCAUUGUGUUAUGGCUUGGUCCAUCUGUAAUUCCUUCCGAAAAAAAUGGGAUAGAAACUUGAAAAUAGAAGCCUCGACCUGAAAUCGACGAAAAAAAAAGAAAAAAUCAACCAAGCCAAAACAGUCGAAACAACAUUCCACGAUCGACCGUAGAGUUCAAAAUUCUUGGGACCAGCAAGAUCAACAUCUCGGCAAAUGAGCAGCCAUCGUCUUUCCUCAUCUUCACCGUCAUUUCGUCGUCAUUUUCAUCAUCGUCAGUGGAAUCCUCCUCCUCCUCAUCUCAUGAUCAAUGGAGGAGAUUCUUAACCGUCGCCGUAGUUGGCACCUCAUUAAUUCUUCGUCUUCAAACGUCUCUGUAGAUGUUUAAGAAUUCGGGGACUCGUGACUUUUAGGUCUCUCACCGUCAGAACUGCAUCAAGAUGAUGAAUUCAUUGUAGAAUCGGAAAAUCUCAAGCACUUCGUCACUGUGGAAUCCACGAAAGCAUUUGCGUGCGCCCUUCUCUUCGAUUAUCUUUGCACAAAAUUGUGAUUUUUUAAAAUCUUUUUUUAAAAUGUAGUCAGGGGAUUCGUCAGACCCCAGCUUAUUUGACUGGUUUGGUGAUAGUCGGGUUCAGUGUUCUUAAUUGCGGUUACUAGGAUAACGCCCAUAAUUAUACAUACACAUACGCACUCAAACACAAAUGCAUAUAAACACACCCACCCACACAUGUAUUGUAUGUAUACAUACACAUAUAUAUAAAAA
Molecule: messenger RNA, 1767 nt
Organism: Macrobrachium nipponense
Lineage: Eukaryota; Metazoa; Arthropoda; Malacostraca; Decapoda; Palaemonidae
Product: heart- and neural crest derivatives-expressed protein 2-like
Exons: 4
Coding region: 34-717 (227 amino acids)
Biological process (GO): developmental process; regulation of transcription by RNA polymerase II
Molecular function (GO): protein dimerization activity; DNA-binding transcription factor activity, RNA polymerase II-specific; RNA polymerase II transcription regulatory region sequence-specific DNA binding
Source: RefSeq, a predicted model, not a curated record